Penicillium hordei is the source of this 1956-nucleotide messenger RNA. RefSeq names its product glycoside hydrolase family 71 protein. The record is from RefSeq and is a predicted model, not a curated record. The transcript has 6 exons. Gene Ontology annotation, biological process: mating projection tip cell wall disassembly. The coding region runs from base 1 to 1956 and encodes 651 amino acids. Lineage: Eukaryota; Fungi; Ascomycota; Eurotiomycetes; Eurotiales; Aspergillaceae. Gene Ontology annotation, molecular function: glucan endo-1,3-alpha-glucosidase activity.
AUGACGAAGAUGCGAUCCAUUUUAGGUGUGAUUGCGUUGCUAUCUACGAUAGUUCAUGCAGUAUCUACUGGGAAUCAUGACCUACGUGAUGUCAAAAGACAGUCCUCGACAGAGCGACUGGUUUUUGCGCACUUUAUGAUUGGGAUCAGCAGCAAUCGAAAGAGUGCGUCGGAUUACGAUGAUGACAUGAAGCGUGCCAAGUCUCUGGGGAUUGAUGCAUUCGCUCUGAACAUUGGCGUAGACCCCUACACUGACCAACAACUCCAACUGGCAUACGAAUCGGCCGGCAACAAUGAUAUGAAAGUCUUUCUCUCAUUCGAUUUCAACUGGUGGCAUAUCGAUCAGGCUACCGCAGUUGGCCAGAAGAUCGCCCAGUAUGCUAGCAAGCCUGCACAACUUCUCGUCGAUAACAAAGUGUUUGUCUCAUCAUUUGCCGGGGAUGGAAUGGAUGUUGCAGCUUUGCGAGCCGCUGUUGGAAGGUCGAUCUUCUUUGCACCGAACUUCCACCCUGAUAUGGGGACAGAUAUCUCGCUAGUUGAUGGCCUCUUGAAUUGGAUGGCGUGGCCAAACAACGGGAACAACAAAGCACCAACCCCUGAUCACAAUGUUACUGUGGCUGACGGGGAUCGAGUAUAUGUCAACGCUCUUGGCGGAAAGGCCUAUAUUGCCCGUUAUAAAGCAGCCGUAUCACCGUGGUUUUUCACGCAUUUCGGACCUGAAGUUUCUUACAGCAAGAAUUGGAACUUCCCAUCUGAUCUCCUGUGGUUCAACAGAUGGAAUGAGAUCCUUGCGUUGAAACCGCGAUUUAUCGAGAUUGUGACAUGGAAUGACUACGGAGAGUCUCAUUACAUCGGUCCUUUGAACUCACCACAUACUGACGACGGGGCCUCAAAAUGGGUUAACGACAUGCCACAUGAUGGAUGGCUGGACAUUUCAAAACCAUACAUCGCUGCAUUCAAAGCAGGCGACUCAUCUCCAAAUAAUCAUAUCUCAUCCGAUGAGUUAGUCUACUGGUAUCGACCUGCACCACGUGGGGUGAACUGCGACUCUACAGAUACCUGCAUGGUACCAGCAAACAAUGGGAGUGGAAACUAUUUCAUGGGUCGUCCAGAUGGAUGGGAAUCCAUGGCAGAUUCUGUCUUCGUUGUCUCGUUACUUACAUCUCCAGCUACAGUGCAGAUCAACAGUGGUGGGACUGUGUAUAAUUACGAGGCACCAGCAGGUGCAAGUGCAAAGGAGGUGCCGAUGGGUGUUGGCUCACAAGGUUUCGCGGUCGUCCGUGACGGGCAGACUAUUUUGUCGGGGACCAGUUUGAAGGAGAUCAUUAACGGGUGCGUGUGUGGUUUGUAUAACUUCAAUGCAUAUGUCGGAACCCUUCCAGCAGGAUUCAACGAUCCCCUCCUGCAGGAUGGGCUCUCCGCCUUUAAACAAGGCCUGCGUGACCAGUCCUGUCAACCCAGUCCCUCAUUAGGUACAGUGCCUCCAGCUCCUCCAUCUUCAAGCACGAGCACCACUUUUCCAGGUCCUCCCCGGAGUACAACAGGCCCUGGACAAUGCUCUAAUGCUCCGUCAACUGUUGUGAUCACCGUUACCCUCCAACCUCAACUGGAGGCUGCAGCAGUGGGGGAGGUGGAAACGGUGGUGGUGGUACUAGUGGAGGAGGUGGUAGCAGUGGAGGCGGCGGCGGCGGUGGUGGAGGAGGAGGAGAAGGUGACGGUAGAACCUGCAUUGCAGGAACAGGAUCUAAUAACUACGUUGGAUUGUGUUCCUUUUGCUGCAACUAUGGGUAUUGUCCAUCUGGACCCUGCACCUGUACGCAGUAUGGGAGUGCUGUCCCGCGUCCACCAUCAACCGGAACUCGUGGGAUGCCUCUUAUCGACAAAGAUGAUUCGUAUCUGGGUCUUUGCAGUUUCGCAUGCGACCAUGGCUAUUGUCCCUCUACGGCGUGCAGAAUAG